AUGGCUACUACCAAAGUAGAUUACUCGACGCUAAAGACUCCGGAGUUGUGCUACGCCGACUUCUGCUUGCUUCCGCUUGGGACGGGCUCGCCCUCGGUCUCGAGGGAGAUUGCGGAUGUACAGAAGCUCAUUCGUUCGAGUGGGUUGAAGUAUUGCAUGCACUCGGCCGGCACGACUGUUGAGGGUUCUUGGGAUGAGGUCAUGAACAUUAUCGGAAAGGCUCACGCCCUCGUUCACCAGGCCGGUGUUAGCCGCAUCCAGACUUCGAUGCGUGUUGGAUCUCGAACGGACAAGAUCCAGCAUUUCGAGGACAAGGUGAACAAGGUCGAGGAGAUUUUGGCCAAGGAGAAGUGA
This is a messenger RNA of Scedosporium apiospermum, 354 nucleotides long. RefSeq lists its product as uncharacterized. The record is from RefSeq and is a predicted model, not a curated record. The transcript has 4 exons. Gene Ontology annotation, cellular component: cytosol. Lineage: Eukaryota; Fungi; Ascomycota; Sordariomycetes; Microascales; Microascaceae. Bases 1 to 354 code for a protein of 117 amino acids.